CAUAAACCCACCCAACAAGAAGCCCCCCAACCAAUUGCAACUAUCCAACUCAGCCUCCUUACUACCUCCUACCUUAUCCUCCCUCCACCACCAAUCUCUUCUUCACAGAAUCUAAAACACCUCUUUCUUCCACACCCUUCCUCUCACUCUGCAACUCCCCAAACAAAUAGGCAAGAAGAAAAAGACGAAAAAGAAAAAGAAAAUCUAAAGCAAAAAUGUCUCUCACUAUUCCCACCAAUCUCUCCAAACCCAUGUUGAAGCCGAAGUUGGGGUCUCCAUUGACCUCAAGAUCGAGGUCUAUGAUACUCUGUAGCUCAGCCUCUCAAAACAGCAACCCGGAGAAAACUUCCAGCGCUUCCACCUCACUGCAGGCCUUCUCCGCAGCACUCGCGCUCUCCUCCAUCAUUCUCUCGGCCCCAGUCCCCGCAGCCAUGGCCGACAUCGCGGGCCUAACCCCAUGUAAGGAGUCCAAGCAGUUCGCGAAGCGCGAGAAGCAGCAGAUAAAAAAGCUGGAGUCGUCGCUGAAGCUAUACGCGCCAGACAGCGCGCCGGCGCUUGCUAUCAAAGCCACGAUAGAGAAGACGAAGAGGAGGUUCGACAACUACGGGAAGGCGGGUUUAUUGUGCGGGACGGACGGGCUUCCUCAUUUGAUAGUAAGCGGGGACCAGAGGCACUGGGGGGAGUUCAUAACGCCGGGGCUUCUGUUCCUGUACAUUGCGGGGUGGAUCGGGUGGGUUGGCCGGAGCUACCUGAUUGCAAUAAGGGAUGAAAAAAAGCCAACGCAGAAGGAAAUCAUCAUCGAUGUGCCGUUGGCUUCGAGGUUGGCCUUCAGAGGCUUCAUCUGGCCUGUCGCUGCCUACAGAGCAUUCGUCACCGGCGAUCUUAUUGCCAAGGACGUCUAAUUCUUCGCUUUUAUGCUUUUUUUUCCCUCAGUGACAUGCAUGGGAGAAAAGAAUCUGGGAGAUCAGGGAGAAGGAGGAUACAUAGGUGGAGUGCCUGACAUGAAUGUGAAUUUGUUUAAGGAUCAGAGGAAUGGUGUGGAGUAUUUUCUUGUAUUUAAAGUGUAAAAGUUUACUUGAUUAUGUGUAAUGCUUGUUCUGGACACCCGAUGAAAUCCAGCCUUGAAUUUCAGUCCUUA
Molecule: messenger RNA, 1138 nt
Organism: Carya illinoinensis
Lineage: Eukaryota; Viridiplantae; Streptophyta; Magnoliopsida; Fagales; Juglandaceae
Product: photosystem I reaction center subunit III, chloroplastic-like
Exons: 2
Coding region: 216-902 (228 amino acids)
Biological process (GO): photosynthesis
Cellular component (GO): photosystem I; photosystem I reaction center; chloroplast thylakoid membrane
Source: RefSeq, a predicted model, not a curated record